AUGAAAAUCCACACUGGAGCGAAGCCGUACUCAUGUGAUCAGUGCGGGAAGAGUUUCACACGAAAAGACCACCUUAAGAGUCACAUGAAAACCCACACUGGAGAGAAACCGUACUCAUGUGAUCAAUGUGGGACCAGUUUUACACAAAAAGUAAACCUUAAGAAACACAUGACAAUCCACACAGGAGAGAAAUCACACUCAUGUGAUCAAUGUGGGAAGAGUUUUGCACAAAAAGACCACCUGAAGAUACACAUGACAAUCCACACUGGAGAGAAACCUCACACAUGUGAUCAGUGCGGGAACAGUUUUGCACAAAAAGGAGCCCUUAAUGUUCACAUGAAGAUCCACACUGGAGAGAAGAUCCACAGCGGAGAGAAACCGCACACAUGUGAUAAAUGUGGGAAGAGUUUUGUAAAAAAAGACCACCUUAAGGGGCACAUGAAAAUCCACAAUAGAGACAAGCCACAUGUUUCACACUCUUAAGUUACAUCUGCAUUCUCACUGUGGACAACAUCCAUUUAACUGAUCAAUACAGUAAAAGAACGAGCAUUAUACCUGAAGAAACGUGGGGAAGUUUGUACAAAGGACAAGCCUCACUAUUGUUUUAUGGCUGGGUGUUGUGGGAAAACAGAUGUAAGAAUGAGUUUAAGAUUCACUGAUCUUGUGUCUUGAUUUAACGUCACAUGAAAAGCUAAGGUGAACGACACUGUAUUGGUCCUUCAACAUGAUGAAGUUUAGUGAUUAGAUUCAGUAGUUUCCAGUGAGAGUCAAACUAUGUGUGAACGUUUAAAUGCCUCUAGU
Molecule: messenger RNA, 801 nt
Organism: Sinocyclocheilus anshuiensis
Lineage: Eukaryota; Metazoa; Chordata; Actinopteri; Cypriniformes; Cyprinidae
Product: gastrula zinc finger protein XlCGF57.1-like
Exons: 2
Coding region: 1-483 (160 amino acids)
Biological process (GO): regulation of transcription by RNA polymerase II
Molecular function (GO): DNA-binding transcription factor activity, RNA polymerase II-specific; RNA polymerase II cis-regulatory region sequence-specific DNA binding
Source: RefSeq, a predicted model, not a curated record